Messenger RNA from Megalops cyprinoides (Indo-Pacific tarpon), 1719 nucleotides. It is a transcript of the gene hs3st1l1, whose product is annotated as heparan sulfate (glucosamine) 3-O-sulfotransferase 1-like1. Gene Ontology annotation, molecular function: [heparan sulfate]-glucosamine 3-sulfotransferase activity. Bases 561 to 1496 code for a protein of 311 amino acids. The record is from RefSeq and is a predicted model, not a curated record. Lineage: Eukaryota; Metazoa; Chordata; Actinopteri; Elopiformes; Megalopidae. The transcript is spliced from 2 exons.
AAACAGGCUCGCGUUGCGCGAAUGUUGGCAUUUUCAGCACAGCAUCGGCAAAGGAACGGAAUCAAAGUAAGCGCUCCUUGUAAAAGGAAGAGGGGCUCUUUCACCGUCUCUGACUGGUCGAAUUAAUAACUGAUGAGAGGGACUGAAUCUGGUGAUGCGUUUCUGCUGGAGAGAAGGCGGCUGAGUAGAGACGGCAGUUCCAUCUCCUCGCGCUGGCUGGGCUUAAAAGUGAGGUCCCCGGUUCAUCUGCGGCGCAACUAAAUCAAGAAAGAUGACUCCUGGAGAUUCUACCGCGACUGCUCAUUGCAAGCAAGAUGCUCUUUGGACAGGCUGCCUCUCUUCUUCAUCCUCGUCCUCCUCAUCCUCCAUCGCAGCUGCGGACGCUGGCCCCGUGUGCCCAGCCCACCUGGUCUGAGCUCAGAGAGUUGGCGACAGUGCAGGAGCGCCUGUUCCCAUUCUAGCCCUCACCUUCUCUCCUCUCUCUCUGUCUCUCUCUGUCUCUACUCCUGGUCUGUCUGCAUUCUCUCUCCCUCUCUCUCUCUUUCUCCUUUUCUGGCUUCAUGGCCUUCCUCCUGCCAUUUGUGCUCUUCCUAGUUCUGUGGACACAUGCAGCCCCCCACCCCCCAGACUAUGGCCACGGAGCGGAGGGGCCGGGGCCGGGGUCCCUGAAUCCGGCCAAUGAGACGCAGGACUCCCCCACGCUGGAGGGACCCCCAGGGACCAGCAAACGGGUCCCGCAGAGCAUUAUCAUCGGGGUGCGUAAAGGGGGCACGCGUGCCCUGCUGGAGAUGCUGGACAUCCACCCGGACAUCGUGGUGGCGGCCACGGAGGUGCACUUCUUCGACUGUGACGAGAACUAUGCCAAAGGCCUGGACUGGUACCGGGAGCUGAUGCCCUUCUCCUGCGCGCACCAGAUCACGGUGGAGAAGACGCCGGGCUACUUCACAUCGGCACUGGCGCCCGAGCGCAUCCGCCAGAUGAACAGCUCCAUCAAGCUGCUGCUGAUCCUGCGCGACCCGACGGAGCGUGUCAUCUCCGACUACACCCAGGUCUACUACAACCGCCUGGAGAGCCGCAAGCCCGUGCAGGUCAUCGAGGACAUCCUGGUGCGCAACGGCGCCCUCAACACCCGCUACAAGGCCAUCCAGCGGAGCCUGUACGACGUGCACAUGCGCGGCUGGCUGCGCCACUUCCCGCUGGAGCAGAUCCACCUGGUGGACGGGGACACGCUGAUCCGGGACCCGCUGCCCGAGCUGCAGAAGGUGGAGCGCUUCCUCAACCUGCCGCCUCGGAUAGUGGCCUCCAACUUCUACUUCAACCAGACCAAGGGGUUCUACUGCAUCCGCAGUGACGGGCGGGAGCGCUGCCUGCAUGAGUCCAAAGGGCGCCCCCACCCUAUGGUCAACGGUACUGUCCUGCAGCAGCUCCGGGCGUACUUCCAGGAGCACAACCGCAACUUCUUCAGGAUGGUCAAGCGCUCCUUUGAUUGGCACUAGGGUGACCCCGCCUUCCCUGCUGAUGGGGUUUAGAGGGGUGAAGCACUUUACAAUCGACCCCCUCCCUCCCCCUCAAUGCUCCUUUACAAAUGCCUUUGCAGGUCACGCAUAAAUAGGACAGUUUUAUAAAGAGACAGAAACUCAUGGCAUCGUCAAAGAUUGAGUGUUUAAUCCUCUGUGCUGUACGUGAAACGAUGCAGAUAACUGCGACCAAAAUUUGUGA